This is a messenger RNA of Protopterus annectens (West African lungfish), 3602 nucleotides long. Its product is annotated as zinc-binding protein A33-like. The record is from RefSeq and is a predicted model, not a curated record. Gene Ontology annotation, molecular function: zinc ion binding; protein binding. The coding region runs from base 24 to 1496 and encodes 490 amino acids. The transcript has 6 exons. NCBI's taxonomy places the organism in Eukaryota, Metazoa, Chordata, Ceratodontiformes, Protopteridae.
UGAAAGAAAGUAAGGUUUUCAGAAUGGCAGCAACUGAGCAGACUGAAGAGCUGGAUGAAGAUUUAGUGUGCCCUGUUUGUUUGGAUCUUUUUAACAACCCAGUAAUGCUGGAAUGUGGGCAUAACUUCUGCAACUCGUGUAUCAGUACUGUAUGGGCUAGUGAGAAAGGUUGCUGCUGUCCAGAAUGCAGGGAGGAGUUUCCAACAAGGAAAUACACUGUUAACAGGCUGCUAGCUAAAAUUGUAGCAAAAGCUCAGAAACAACAGGAUAAGACCAUGGGGAAAACAUGCCCAAAACAGAAGCCUGAGCACAUACAGAAGAGGACUCAAUGCCUGGAGCAUGAGGAGAAACUGAAAUUGUUCUGCCAGGAGGAUGGACAACUCAUAUGUGUCAUCUGUAUGGUGUCUUCUAAACAUACUGGUCAUAGCUUCCUUACCCUGAAAGAUGCAGUCAGCAAGUACAAGGAGAAUUUAAGAAGCACAUUAGAUUCCCUAGAAAUGGAAUUAAAGGAGCUUGCAGAUCUUCAGUCAAAUCAGGAGCAAAAAAUACUGGAGGUCCAGAACGAAGCUCACUCUGUGGAGCAACACAUCAUGUCAGAGUUUGCUGUUGUGUACCAGUUUCUCCAAGACAAGGAAAAGCAACUGAUCCAGCAAGUGAAGGAUGAAACAGUAGGAAUUCUGAGAAGCAUGGAGGAAAAUCUAAGGAAAAUUAAGAAAACAAUUACUGACAUUCAGGGGAAACUAUCGAAUAUUAACUUGAAAUUUAAGGAGGAGGAGGAUUAUCAGUUAUUUCUAACAGGAAUCAAGAAUGACAUGAAAAAGCUUACAGUACACAAGGAACAAAAUAAUACAUGCAACCAUAUACUGUGGACCAGUGACCUAAAUUCAGUGAUGAGUGAUAUCAUUCUAGAACAGGAUGAUUGGAAUAAAUGGAGGUUCAUUAUUAAACCAGUUAAGCUGUCUCUGACUCUGGAUCCUGAUACUGCCCAUCCAAAUCUCAUUGUUUCUGAGGACCGAACUAGUGUAAGCUACACUGUGGAAAGACAGCAGCUUGUUCACAGCUCUAAGAGCUUUAGUAAGAAACCUUAUGUGCUUGGAUUGGAGUGCUUUGCAUCUGGGAAGCACUGCUGGGAGGUGGUAGUGGGUAACAAGACUGACUGGGUUAUAGGUGUAGCUACGGAAUCGAUCAACAGGAAUAAGGAUAUAUCUCUACAACCCAAGAACGGAUUCUGGACUCUGAUACUGUGGAAUGAAAAUGAGUACUAUGCUCAAGAAUCAGAAAUUAAAACCUUAAAGAUAAAUAGAAAGCCACACACAAUCAGAGUAUACAUGGACUAUGAGAGAGGACAGAUUUCUUUUUAUAAUGCUGAUGACAGUUUCCAUAUAUACACCUUUAAAGACAACUUUAAAGGAAAACUGUACCCAAUCUUCAGUCCAUGGUUCAAUAAUAAUGGGAAAAAUGGAGAAGCCCUUAAAGUGUGCCAGCUGACAAUAUAGGCAGGAUCAUUGUACAUAGCAAUUAUAGUUACAACACAAAUCUUCAUUUUUCGGCUUUUUUUUCCUUUCUGAGCCCAUUUUUAGUCUCCUGUUAAUAUUUUCUUGGAUUCAGAGUUUGUUAUAGACAUGGGCUGGCCCACUGCCCUCUUCUGAAUUAGCCUUAUAAAUACAGGAGCUGCAGACAUCAGGUGUGGCAUCCUGUCUUGCCACAAAGGUGGGGUCUUGAGGUGUGCCAUCCUAUCUUGCCACAGGGGAGGGGAUCUGUCCAUUUUUAUUUCCUGCCAGCCUCCCCUGAAGGAAAGCCCCCAGGUUACCAGCAAUCUGUGGAGGUGAAUUGGAACUCACCAGUGGGAGGGCAUUAUUUGCAAAGGUAUGGAGCUCAUGCCUGCUUGCAACUACAACUUCUGCUUCACUUUCUUAACUUCCAAUGCAUUGCUGAUUUGCAUUGGAGAUGACAGCACUUGAGAUGAGCUGUGGUAACACUUUCUCUUCAACCUCCUGCAUAUGAAGUAAGUAGCUGAAGCCUCUCAUUCAUCCACUUCAAAUUUGUUCCUCUGAUAUAUGAAACACUAACUCAACCCUCUUUUCUGCUGAUGCAGAGGGUGCCUUUUCUGUGCUAGGGCUUAGCUAUUUUUCCAACUUUUGGAUGAAUAACAAACUUGUGUGUCUGUAUCAUACCACAUUACAACUGACUUUCCCUGUGCUAUGGUUCAUCUCAUUUCUGUGUGUGUUAGGUAGCUAACAGAUGUAUGCACUUAUAUCUUCACGGCACACCACAUAAUUGACUCUUGUUCAAGCAGUUUUUUAAAGAAAAACAGUACAUAAGUUAUGUAUAUUCAUAAAUGUCUCAGCUGGAUUGAGGAACUUUGUUGAGUCAGUUAACUAGUGGUUCAUUUUACUUGUACCAAUAUUUUCUCACCCACAGGGGCUGCAAGCAUUUCACUGUCAUGCGAUCUCACUGUUGAUUAUAUUAAUGGUUCACCAAAGGCACCCACUUGGGCAUGUAGAAUAAUUUGCCUCAGUAAAUGUUUUAGUAUCUUUAAACCAUUUCAGUGCCACAGAAUGACCAACAAGCUAAUUGAAUGCAUACCACAUUAUACAAAACUUUACUUCUUUUAUUCUCCAGCUGUGGCAGACUGAUUGUAUGUAUCUUUCCCCAACACUGCCAUUCCACAUAUACACAUGCAUAGACUGGCAUAUGCAUAGAAUUCACUUAAAGUGAGAUCUGUCCUGCUGUCCAUGUACAAUAAUUUAAAGAGAAAACAGCUUCCAAAUUACUGUUACUGCCCUGUAUGUCACUUUCACUUGUUUGGUACCACCAGUUAAACCUUUUCAAGAACACUACUUUGAUAUUUUCCCAGGAACAAACACUCUGUCCCUUGCCUUUCCGUACUGCAGUACUAGCAGUAAAGUACAUCUAAACCAAUUUACAGCUAAACAUUGCUCUUUAGAACAAUAUAUCAUGCACACCAUAAAUGGUGAGUACUCAGUGUAGCUUUCAGCGUAAUCAUUUCUUUUCUCUUUUUUAACUGCUGUAAAAUAUAUUGUUUCUUUUUUUUAAAUCCUUGAAUGGAUUCCUCUCUGUCCCUCCAGUAUAUCAAUACCAGCACUACAUAUAUGCCUGUCACUCUUUGAACCAUUUAGUUGCCCUACGUAGCCUUAUAAUAGUUAAAAGUUUACUGACCUUUAAACUUCGUUAUGUUCAGAUGUUUUGUUGCGAGGUGCUCAGUACAACCUAGUGCCAAACAAGGUUCAAGCUCAUGGAUGUUGGGACUUGGUGGCUGUAAUUUCACAGCACUCUGCCUUCUCUGCCACACCCAUACCAGCUAUGCCUACUGCGGUCACUAAGGUAUGGGUUCACUCUCAGCAUUAAUCACACCAAAAUUCAAUUUUAUUUUGCUAGCCUUUUGCUGCUGUCAGUUUGUUUUAAAAAUGAAAGGCCCACCUAUUACCAACAGAACAGAUGCUGUUCUAGUCUUAUAUGGUCUGUAGAUAAAUCAGUAACUAAAUUAUAUAAUAUUUCUGUCUAUUGUGUUUGGAGUAAUAUCACUAAUAAAGAACACAUUUAAGAUUGAAUGUGGGAAUAAACAGUAAAGUGAAUAAAGA